Photinus pyralis (common eastern firefly) is the source of this 2000-nucleotide messenger RNA. RefSeq lists its product as uncharacterized. The transcript has 6 exons. Bases 648 to 1508 code for a protein of 286 amino acids. The record is from RefSeq and is a predicted model, not a curated record. Lineage: Eukaryota; Metazoa; Arthropoda; Insecta; Coleoptera; Lampyridae.
UCUGCAAAAAAAAUUCGACAUAACUAAACAAUUCAGUUUCACAGGUUACGAAAGGACAAUGGGGAAGGGACAUGCGUCGCGACACCAUAUCGACGCCGGCCGGGUAGAAAGUACGCAACGCGUUAAAUCAGUAGUCGUGACGCUGCAGUUGGGGGAUGAAUUAACGUUGGCGAUGACUCGAGAAUGAAAAAAACACGAAACGUGCUCACGGAAAUUUGGCAAAGAAUAGUCUACCGAGCUUUGCAUUGAUAAUAAUGUAGCGAAAUUAGUAUUAACCGUUGAGUCAAUUAAAUCUCGUUGUGCCUGUGCUUUAUAGUUGCUAUUUUGUAGUGCCUAAGUUUUAACGCAAGUGCCGGUUUUUCGUGCUUUUCAAAAAUUGGCGCAUUAACCUAAGAGUAAUUUCUACCGUGCAAGAAAUCGACGAGCGGAUAAUGAUGGCUGCUACGUGCCAGAGUGAAAUGACGACGAGAGCCACAUGGGGCUCCGGUGCCGAGAUAUUAUCGCAAUCGGUGAAGUAGUUUCAGUUAUGCUCGGGGUAAAAUCGCAAGGCGGCCCGAAUACACGAAACUUUUCGAGUGGUUAAAAAGAUCGGCAAACUGAAGCGCGAUCAAGAAUACGAUCUCCUGAUCGUCGACAACGACGGAUUAAUGGAGACCGCCAAUAGUGAGGGUGGAACCGAAGAUGAAUCGGGAUGGAAUUGCAGCGUGCAUCCGAGCGUUUUCUUUCUGUUGGGCACGCUUGUGCUUACGACGUGCGCGACCGCGAUGCUGUGCGGUUCCAUUAUGACCGACCACUGGGAGGAGGUCACGUGGAAUAGGGAGGAACUUGAAGCUCUCAAUAAUUACACAAUGCAUAUGCAAUGGUACUUGGAUGGUAAGGUGGCGAAGCUGUUGACCAACGACGAGCGAGAAAUGACCGUCGCUUUUUUAGUUCCUAUGCAUGGGGGGAUAUGGACUUUGUGUCUUAGUUUAACAGCCGAAGACAUCCUCCUUUUACAACAGGUUGGAUUUCCAGUAGUACAGCAGUGUGUGAAUUAUUUGGCUGACGGGAUCGAGGGUGUUAAGGACUACGAUCCCAGAACGGGCUGGCAGCACAGAAUGCAGAAUCUUUCCAUAUCAUGCUCAUUGGUCUGCCUCAUAAUCAUAGGAACCGCUGCGUUGGUCGGAGCUUUCGGGGUUUGUCAACAUCAAAUUAGUGCCGUAUUAGUGACCGGAGUUAUGUAUUUAUUAGCAGCAUCAUUCGCCAUCUUCACAUUAAUGAUAAUACACUUCAAGAGAGUUCAGUCGAAACCGCAAGUGAACAUGGACCCCGACGGUACAAUGGACGGCGUAGUCAGUCCGAGCGGCAGCAAGGGCACCAACUAUCUUCUAGGCGCUCGAGUAUUUACGACGUCGUGGUCGUUGGACUUGGGUUGGGGCGGUGUGACAUUGUGCGUCAUGACGUCCGUCUUGUGGAUAUUGUUAUCGAAAAUUAUGCGAUUUAAUCCGAUUUCGUCUAUGAUUAAUUAAGCGCUCGAGCUCAACGUUUUGUCGUGACGUACAAGUAUCGUUCAGGCUGACAAAAGCACAAAAUGGUACGUGAUACUACACGUUGGACUAAUAUUAGGCUCCCAUUUAUAUGUAGCGAACACAGCAAUUGCAAUUUUUUUAGAAUUUCUGUGUCGAAAUAACUCACAAUCAAAAUUACCCACAACUGAAUUCGUGUGAUAGUGAUAACGACUGAUAGGGCAAGAUAAAUACCUAACAGCUUUGCGAAGCUUUAUAAUUGUAGAAAUAGUUUGUAACUUUUUUCUAUUUUUCGCAACAUGCCGUCCAUUUAUGUAGCGUUAAAGCGCAUACUACCUUAAGUGUAACGAUACUUUGAAGACAAAUAAGCAGGGUUAUUGGAUUAUAAAUGUUUCGCUACUUAGAUUUUAUAAAUGCGUUAUUAAUACAGAUUUUAUAGAUUAAGAAAAAAUAACAAAAGCUAAGCUGCACUGUUGUUACUAAUGUAGGCGAGCA